UUCGCGUUUUCUUUCAGCAAAGGCAACGAAUCGACGAGUGCGUGCGAACAGAGGUAGUCGACGGUAGAGGCAUCGAAGCAUCAGUGCGAUCGAGUGAUGUGAACUCGAAGAAAAGUGAGCGAUUGCAAUGUGUGAGUGAAUGCGUUCUUGUUGACUUUGUCACGAUUGGAAAAGACUGUUGAAUGUUGAUGCGUUUAGUAUACCUGAGAACAUCGACCGAAAUCCGGAAGCAGCCGUGUGAAACAUCAGCCGUAGAAGUGCCAGCAGUGAGCAACGAGCAGUAAUCCAGUUUGUCUCAUUUUCAUUCCCUGGUUGACCUGGGUGAAGCGGACGCACUGGAAGAAAUACGGGAAAGGAUAAGCUGCGCGUGCAUCGUAUGCUAGGAUCGAGCGUGUGAGUUUGCGAGAGUGAAUGAUUUUUGAGAAGUGUUGCGAAUUUCCGUUCCUGUUGGGUUAUUCAGCACCCACAGUGCUCGUCAUCAUCGUUGAAUAGAAAGUGCAGAGCUGAAAGGACAUUUAAUGUAAGCAUCGUGAAACCAUCAACCAACAUUCAACAACGUCUGCGAGCGUGCGAGUGGUGCGAAAGCUAGAAUAUACGAGCGCGCGGAAGAAUCGAGCGUGUGCGACAAGUCAAAAGCGAAAGAAGCGUGUGAGCUGAUUGUAAUAAAAUUGUUUUAUGCCUACAGUCUAGUUUGUAACGAAGGUUCGAGUGCGUGUGAAGAAUCAGCUUGAAUUACAACGAAACGAGAUGUCAGUGGUUAUGAUUCGGAUGGAGGAAGCCAACAAGCUGUUGGAUUUCUCGCAAAAGUUGGACAUCAGUCUGCUGGACAGCGUUGUGGAAUGUCUGUACAAUAGCACGGGGGAGCAACUGAGGCUGGCUCAGAACGUGCUGACCACGUUGAAGGAACAUCCAGAUGCAUGGACCAGGGUUGAUAGUAUUCUUGAAUUCUCGCAAAACCAGCAGACAAAAUUUUAUGCCCUGCAAAUUCUUGAGGAAGUUAUCAAGACCCGUUGGAAAAUUCUGCCCCGAAACCAAUGCGAGGGCAUCAAGAAGUAUGUGGUUGGUUUGAUUAUCAAAACCUCUCAAGAGGCUGCCGUAAUGGAAGCUAACAAAGUGUACCUAAACAAGCUAAACAUUAUUUUGGUACAAAUACUGAAGCGCGAAUGGCCCAACAACUGGGAGACGUUUAUUAGCGACAUUGUGGGAGCAUCCAAAACAAACGAAACCCUCUGCCAGAAUAACAUGAUCAUUCUGAAAUUGCUGAGCGAAGAAGUUUUCGACUUCUGUUCAGGUCAGAUCACACAAACCAAGGCAAAGCAUCUGAAGGACACGAUGUGCUCGGAGUUUUCCCAAGUAUUUCAACUGUGUCAAUUCGUACUGGAGAAUUCGUUGAAUGCCCCGUUGAUUUCGGCUACCUUGGAAACGUUACUAAAGUUUUUGAAUUGGAUUCCCCUUGGAUACAUUUUUGAGACAAAGCUGAUCGACAUGUUGGUCUGCCGCUUCCUGACGAUACCGAUGUUCCGCAACAUUACGCUGAAAUGUCUGUCGGAGAUAGCCGGUCUGCAGCUAGCCAACUACGGACACAUUUUCGUAGGUAUGUUCAACCAGACCAUGGAACAGUUCGAUAAUAUGAUCCCGUCCUGCACUAACAUGAAUCAGAUCUACAUGAACGGCUCAGACGAUGAACAGUGUUUUGUACAAAAUUUGGCCAUGUUCUUGUGCACCUUUUUGCGGGUACACUCGGCUCUUGUAGAGAAGCGCGAGACGAUGGACACUGUGCUAAAAGCGCUUAGCUAUUUGGUCAUGAUCUCGGAAGUGGAGGACGUUGAAAUCUUCAAAAUUUGUCUGGAGUACUGGAACACUCUCGCCUCCGAAUUGUACAAAGAAUCUUACAGUUCAAGUCAGCGUCGUACGUUUUACGCCAAGAUUCUGUCCAAGGUGCGCUAUAUAAUGAUCUCGCGAAUGGCCAAACCCGAAGAAGUGCUCGUUGUGGAGAAUGAGAACGGUGAAGUAGUGCGCGAGUUCAUGAAGGACACCAAUAGUAUUAAUUUGUACAAGAAUAUGCGUGAAACACUCGUCUAUUUAACCCAUCUGGAUUACGCCGACACCGAGCGUAUCAUGACCGAGAAGCUGUGUCACCAGGUGAACGGCACUGAGUUCUCGUGGAAAAACUUGAACACACUGUGCUGGGCUAUCGGUUCGAUCUCCGGUGCCUUUUUCGAGGACGACGAAAAACGGUUCCUGGUUACGGUAAUCAAGGAGCUGCUUGGACUCUGCGAACACAAAAAGGGCAAAGACAACAAGGCAAUCAUAGCUUCGAAUAUUAUGUAUGUGGUUGGUCAGUAUCCACGUUUCCUGCGGGCCCACUGGAAAUUCCUGAAAACUGUUGUAAAUAAGUUGUUUGAGUUUAUGCACGAAACGCACGACGGCGUACAGGACAUGGCUUGCGAUACGUUCAUCAAGAUUGCCCUAAAAUGUCGGCGUCACUUUGUGCAACUGCAACCGAACGAGUCAUGCACGUUCAUCGAAGAAAUUCUUGCCACCAUGAGCACGAUCAUCUGUGAUUUGCAGCCGCAGCAGGUUCAUACGUUCUACGAAGCCGUCGGUUACAUGAUUUCUGCCCAAGUCGACCAGGUUCAGCAGAAUAAUUUGAUCGAAAAGUAUAUGAUGCUGCCUAAUCAGGUGUGGGAUGAGAUCAUAUCGCAGGCCACGAAGAAUGUCGACAUUCUAAAGGAUAUGGCCGCCGUGAGGCAACUCGGUAGUAUACUGAAAACGAACGUGCGGGCAUGUAAGGCACUUGGUCACGCCUAUGUAUCGCAACUUGGACGCAUCUAUCUUGAUAUGUUGAACGUGUACAAGAUCAUGUCGGAAAACAUUACUCAAGCGAUUGCCAUCAACGGCCUGGCUAUCAACAAUCAGCCGUUGAUUAAGGCUAUGCACGUCGUCAAGAAGGAAACCCUGUCGCUAAUAUCGGAGUGGGUGUCUAAAUCGAACGAUUCCCAAAUGGUAAUGGAGAACUUCAUUCCGCCGCUGUUGGAAACGGUGUUGUUUGACUACCAGCGCACUAAAGUAUCGAAUGCCCGCGAACCGUUGGUGUUGAGUACGAUGGCAUCGAUCGUGAACAAACUGCAGUCGGUCAUCACACCAGAAAUACCGAAAAUUUUCGAUGCGGUGUUCGAUUGUACGCUGGAUAUGAUCAAUAAGAAUUUCGAAGAUUAUCCCCAGCAUCGAACCAACUUCUACGAGCUAUUGCAAGCUGUCAACACACAUUGCUUCAAGGCGUUCCUGAGCAUUCCGCCGAAUCAGUUCAAGCUAGUUUUCGACUCCAUAGUGUGGGCUUUCAAGCAUACAAUGCGCAACGUCGCCGACACCGGAUUAAAUAUUCUAAUGCAGAUGCUCCAGAACCUCGAGCAGCACCCGCAGGCAGCACAGAGUUUCUAUCAGACGUACUUUACCGACAUUCUGAUGCAAAUAUUCUCAGUAGUGACGGACACCUCGCACACUGCCAGUCUGCAAAACCAUGCGACCAUUUUGGCAUACAUGUUCUCGCUUGUGGAAGCCGGCCGGAUCACGGUCAGCCUUGGGCCAUCGCCGGACAACGUACUGAACAUUCAGGAGUACGUUGCGACGCUGCUCAAGUCUGCCUUCAGCCAUCUAACCGACAACCAGAUCAAGAUUUUCGUCACCGGCCUUUUCAAUCUGGAUCAGGACGUGCCCGCAUUUAAGGAGCAUUUAAGAGACUUCUUGAUCCAAAUUAAGGAGGUGACGGGAGACGACGAUUCCGAUCUAUACUUGGAGGAACGCGAGACCGAACUGAAGAAGGCACAGGAAGAGAAGAGGAGGAUUCUGAUGACGGUGCCUGGUAUGAUAAACCCGCACGAACUACCGGAGGAGAUGCAGGAUGAGUAAGGUAAAUGAAUAAAAUUUGUUGUGUUGAGAUCAAUAGAGCGGUAGAAAUGUGUAGAAUAUUUAGAAACAGAGUCGUACGGAGCGGUAGUUUUUUUGAAUUAAGCAUUCUUCUUUAAAAAGAAAUAAUUUUUUUCUUUUUUACAACAAUAAAACAUGGAAUAAGUUCAAAAUAUAUACAUAAUGAUUCAAUUCUGUAAAACAGUGACAGUUCAGAUAUGGCAGGGGUAGCGCCACACACUCACACUUUGGACACUUUUUACGAAGUAAAGCAUAUAAACAAAUAGAUGCGAAACUGCGCUAAACCAUAGCAUAACAUAUAAACACACAGCCAGCGAAUCCCAGUUAUAGAAAAGGUAUCAUUAAAAUCUGCAGGUCCAACAAUGCCUCCAGAAUGUCUGAUUGUCGUUUUGCGUUGAUGAUUGCUUCACAGUAGCUGCUGCAACAUUUUUGAUAAGAAUGAGUUCGUGUGAGGUUAUUUUAUGAACAAACAAAAAACAAGCGAAAUAAUGUCCUUUUUUAUUAAAUUUUACUAUUAACUUAUAAGAUGCAAACUAUUAAAAUAAUAUCUAUUUUUCGGAUUGAUGCGUGUUGGUUGGAAUGUAUGAAAUCUGUUAAUUAUUAUUGUUCACAUUUUUUCAAACUACUUCGUUUUUUUUCCUUACACUUAGAGCGUGAAUAAUUUAGGCUAGCGACAGCAAACUGACAGAGUAGAAGAGAUUUGGUUAGGCGAGCGCGAGCGAAGACAGAAAUAGUUACUAUAAAUAUUUCUGCAUUACAGUUUGUUUCUGAUAAAGGAAUGAUGAACGAAUAAGAUAUGAUUUAGAACAGCGAAAAUGAGGAGAGCCGAGGUACGGGGUUGGAUGUAUUUUACUGGACGCGAGAAUCGUGGUAAGAAUUUUAUGCUGAAAGUAGUGUUUAAAGUUUAUCAAUAGAAGAACACGUAUAAAGCAACACGAGAAUCGGAUAGAAAGAAACAAAAAGAAGAAAAAAAGUAAGCACUAAUAAUUUAUAAGAGGUAAAAAUUGAAUACUAGUAGCGAUUACAUCGUAUAAGAGUGUUAUAGGAGAAGUUGAGCAACAGACAAACACAAAUCUGAAUACAAUACAGAAAAUAGGGGGUUUCUCUGAAGUAAGUAAUAAACGUUUACAAGUAAAACGAAAUGAAGAAACAAAAAAUGUAUGCCUGUUUGAACGUUUGUUUGUGUGCAACCUUACUCGGAAUACAAGAAUCAUUUGUGGAAGAUAAAUAGAAGCAUUAUUAUUGGAUGAAAAGCAAAUCACAUAAGUUUUCAACAAAACGUAAAAGAGCGAAAAUUGAGAUUUAUUUGCGUGACAGCACGAAGUGGUACGUUUUUUGACAAAUUACAAAAAUGCAAGAAAUCCGGUAAAGUAAAUAAAGCCAGAAUCAUUUACUAUCUCAUGUAGAUCGUACCUUAA
Molecule: messenger RNA, 5345 nt
Organism: Topomyia yanbarensis
Lineage: Eukaryota; Metazoa; Arthropoda; Insecta; Diptera; Culicidae
Gene: emb
Product: exportin-1
Exons: 9
Coding region: 748-3909 (1053 amino acids)
Biological process (GO): protein export from nucleus; ribosomal large subunit export from nucleus; ribosomal small subunit export from nucleus
Cellular component (GO): nucleus; cytoplasm
Molecular function (GO): nuclear export signal receptor activity; small GTPase binding
Source: RefSeq, a predicted model, not a curated record